GAGAGAACCAGACAGGGACAGACAGAUAAGAGAACGACCGACGACCGCCGAGCAGACCUUCUAUUUUUGUGAUUUCAAUUUAUUUUACCUUCAAGCACCAUUAUGACGAUGCCUACUUCUGCGAGUACGCCGAGAGGGGCAGGUACCGCGAGAACGAAUGCCCCCAACCCUCUGUGGGAGCAGUCACCCCCGACCAGGAGGAAACGCUUCUCGCUGCAGACACGACACAAUAACAACUCAAAACGGUGCGUUCAUGGUGUAGUCGGCUAUCACGUAUGCUUCACACGCAUAAGGUCUCCAGUUCGAUCCUGGAUGAACGCAUUUUUGUGUAUCAUAUUUUUACUUUGGAAUGGAUUAUUUAUGCUAUUCCAUUUUUAUUGCGUGGAUAAUAGUCCGUAAUAUCUGUCCUUGGUCAAUAUUGCACGCUAGUGUGAAUCAAGGUGGGUACUAU
Molecule: messenger RNA, 451 nt
Organism: Linderina pennispora
Lineage: Eukaryota; Fungi; Kickxellomycota; Kickxellomycetes; Kickxellales; Kickxellaceae
Exons: 1
Coding region: 103-399 (98 amino acids)
Source: RefSeq, a predicted model, not a curated record